Tauraco erythrolophus (red-crested turaco) is the source of this 1741-nucleotide messenger RNA. The record is from RefSeq and is a predicted model, not a curated record. NCBI's taxonomy places the organism in Eukaryota, Metazoa, Chordata, Aves, Musophagiformes, Musophagidae.
CGCUGCCUGGAGAAUGGGCGGUGUCGGAGAAGCUGGAUCGGAAUUCUUCGGGCCUAAUUCAAACCAGCGUCGUGCGCAGACUUCAGAGCCUGCGAGCCGACCUGCAGCCUUUCGGGUGGCACAAGCUACACUCCAAGGCUGGGAAGAAGGAGAAGGAGCGUGGUGAGAUCCUGGUGAGCAUCCAGUUCACACGCAACAACCUCACAGCCAGCAUGUUCGACUUGUCCAUGAAUAACAAGCCACGAUCGCCCUUUGGCAAGCUGAAGGACAAGGUGAAGGGCAAGAAGAAAUAUGACUUGGAGUCGGCCUCUGCCAUCAUUCCCAGCAGCAUGGGCGCCCUCGACAUGGAGGAUGACUAUGACAUUGGGGGCAAGAAGUCCAAAGUCAAGGGCUUCUUCCUGAAGAACAAGCUGCGCAAGUCGUCCCUCACGCAAUCCAACACCUCCCUGGGAUCCGACAGCACCAUCUCUUCUGCCAGCCUGGGCUUGGCCACCAACGUUCCCGAGGUAACCAAAUCCCCGAGCAGACACAGCAGUCUGUCCACCGAACUGAAAGAUUACUUGCCGUCUCCAAAGCUGACCCACAAGAGAGCACUCAGCGACGAUGUCUCCAAAGUCAGCCCGGUCCUGGAGCCGAAACCAAUCCAAAGCCUGAAGCCAAAGAACGAUCCUGUGUCCCAGUCUUCCCUCUGCAUCAACGGGAGCCACGUUUACAGCGACGAGCCUGCACCAAAGAGCCCCGUGUCUGUCCCACAGAGCUCUGCGCCGCUGCCUGUGCCCAGUGUCCCCAGGCGGCAGGAGGAGACCUUCGGCUUCACCCCACUCCAUCCUGACUCCCAUGAGGUGCCUUGGGGGGUCAGCAACUUUGAGAAGACACAGCAGAGAGACGAGCCCAGGUUCAUCCCGUCUCCUCCCAGCUUAGCCUUGCAAGAAGAGCUCAAGGUCUCCACGAAAGCCGUCACUCUCAGUAACCAUCUGGGCAGAGCCAAGAUGGAAGAAAACAGUCGCUUAGAGAACAAGCCCACUCAAGCUGCGACACCCAUGGUCUUCUCCGCAGAGAUGAUGAAGGACAAACAACCUGAGGAAACAAAGAAGGAAGACAAGAAAGCGAAGGGUGGCCUCUUCCACCACGGGGGCAACAAGAGUGACGUGGGGAGCAAAGGCCAGGGGGAGAAAGUGGGACCCUCCCCCAGCUCGUCCGUCCAUGCGACAGCAGGGAGAGACGAGAGGAACAAGACCAGCGGCUGGUUCGGUUCAAAGGAGCCCAAAGAGUCCUCUCAGAAACCCAGUCCUCACCCAGUGAAACCCAUCAGCGCUGCGGUGCAAGAGGCAUCCAGUGAGAAGAAGCAGCAGCACAGGUCCAGCCUGACAACUGCUCUGAGCAAUGGCCUGGAGAAGCUGAAGACGGUCACCACGAGCAGCAUCCAGCCUGUGGCCCCAUCCUCUCACCUGGAGAGAACGGACUCAAGGAGUUUAAAGGAUCCCACCGUACUGGACCAGUCAGCCAGGUAUUAUCACUUGACCCAUGAUGAACUCAUCCAGCUCCUGCUGCAGAGAGAGAAGGAGCUGAGCAAGAAGGAGGAGCACAUCCAUGAACUGGAGAACUACAUUGACCAGCUGCUGGUGCGCAUCAUGGAACAGUCUCCCACGCUCCUCCAGAUCCCAGUCCAGUGUCGGAAGGAGCUGCGUGGCAUGGGAAGGAGGGCUGGGAGAAGGAGCAGCCCUGCUGAGGGGCAGGGACG